Messenger RNA from Angiostrongylus costaricensis, 1737 nucleotides. NCBI's taxonomy places the organism in Eukaryota, Metazoa, Nematoda, Chromadorea, Rhabditida, Metastrongylidae. The record is from the annotation of a GenBank genome assembly.
AUGUCGCAUUACUCGGAAGGUGGUGGAGGAAGCACCGGACGACUUCAUGGCUCUCUCUCACUAGCUAAGGAAUAUGAGCAACUCAAAGCUGAUUACCAAGCAAGUAUAGAGAAGCUCAAUCAAACAAUGAACUCCAUCAAGACCUUUUGGAGCCCUGAGCUUAAGGUAUUGUUUCUCCUUACUAUCAUUCUUAGUGAGAGAGAGCGUCAAAUGCGGAGAGAAGCUGAGCGGUUGUUGCAAACUUCUACAGCAAUCCCGCCGAUUGCGCAGGAUGUCGGGCGUGCUAGCUUGGCCGAUGUGCGAAUUCGUGAACUCGAAGAUACAGUGGCUCAACUGCAGGAGAUGUUAAAAACUAACGAGCAGCAGAUCCUGGGACAAGUUGUGAGCCCAUCGGUUUUGUUCAUAGAUCCUGCUAGUCGUAUGGCUCUUGAAAAUGCACUUCGCUUAGUGGAUGAUAAGCAAGCCAGGAUAAAUGAACUGCAAGAUGAAUUGUCUAGAUUACGUAUUAGUCGAACAAACCAGCCACGAGAUUUCACCGACAAAACCAUUACCAGCCACGAGAUGAUAACGCUACGGAUGAAGAUGGAGCGAUCAGAGGUGGAACUGAGUGAGAAGAAAGCGGAGCUUGCCCAAUGUCAGGCUAGGAUGAGGACUGCGGAAGAGCAAGCCGCUGAUUUGCGACAGCAUGUGCAAUUACUUAAGCAACAGAUUACCAAUAGGGAACAACAGCAUACUCUCAUGCAAGGCGACGUUGAUGCCCUUAGGCAAAAGUUAGAGGGUAAGAACCAGCAAAUGGAGCAAAGAGAUCGGCGAAUUGAGCGUUUGGAAAGUGAACUUGUUAAUAUUAAAGGGGAAAUGGUUGAAAAGAAUGAGCAGCUUCAACAAUCGGAUCACCGAAUUUCCCAAAUGAUAGGACGGAUUGACGGCUUGGAAACAUCUUUACGAGAUAAGGAAGCGGAGCUCGAUAGUGCAAAGAUCCGAUUAUUGAGUCAUCCUGAUGUGAUGAAAGAGAAAGAGCUAAUGGACAAGAUAGAAUUAAUAACUUUCGAAAAGAAACGCCUCGAAGAGCACAUAGAUCAAUUGAGACGUAGUUCUGAGACGGAAAGAAUGGAGCAACAAGAAACGUAUCAGGCUGAGUUGCGACAACUUAGAGGCAACUUGGAAAAUCUGCAGAAAGAGCUUGCUGACCGCGACGUGCUUUUAGAGUCUCAGAACGAAAAAAUUGGAGACAUGGACCGCGAACUUGCUAGUUCACAACAACGUCUACAAGCUGUUAUGAUUAACAACGGGCCAGACGAACUUCGUCGAGAGGUCGAAUCAGCCCGAGGUGAAGUCGAAACAUUGUUGAAAAUGGUGCGUCAACUGGAAAAGGAGAACGCUCAGUUGAGUUCUCAGUGUAAACAGCUGAAGAGCGCAGUUGAUCGUGAUGAUGCCGAUGUGACAAGUAGCGGAACAUUAACAAAAGAUAGACCUAUUGAGCUCCUGAGCUUUAAUGAACACAGAAUCGAGGAAUUGGAGGAAGCAUUGCGGGAAUCGGUGAGCAUAACUGCUGAGCGUGAAGUACACCUUUCUCAACAGAAGCAUCUUCUUCAUCAAGUGAAUCAGCAGGCAAGAAGCCUUGCUAGCGGCUAUAGCCGAGAAGGACACACAUCUCGCACUUCUCGAGAAAUCUCGUGCACCUCGAGAAGAAAUCGACACUGUCCGCAGACACAAGGAUGCUUUAAUGCGCAAACUUAA